UCAGACCUUCGUAAGCGCGUCGAAUUGGCUUUGCGUUCAUCUUUAGUCGAAAGGUUUCUUAUGAUAAUGGAACCUAUGUUCGAUAAUAUCAAUUUCGAAUUGCAAGAACUUAGAUUUUUUAUAAAGCAACAUAAGCUCUAG
Racocetra persica is the source of this 141-nucleotide messenger RNA. NCBI's taxonomy places the organism in Eukaryota, Fungi, Glomeromycota, Glomeromycetes, Diversisporales, Gigasporaceae. The record is from the annotation of a GenBank genome assembly.